AUGCUAUUGAAAAAUUCUGAAAUAGGCAUUUACCACGCCGGGAUCGAAGUCUACGGCGAGGAGUGGUCUUUUCAGUACUUUGAAGAUACGUGGAAUGAUCCAACGAUUUCUGGAAUCAUUCGUUGCGCCCCAAAGCAGAUGAGCGGCUAUGAGUAUCAGGAGUCGCUGAAUCUUGGGCCCACCACGUUGAGUGAAGAAGAGGUUGAUGACCUCUUGGACAAGCUGUGUGAUGAGUACGCGGCCAGCACGUACCACCUGACACACCGGAACUGUUUGACCUUCGCGCAGCAUCUGGCUGCAAGCUUGAAGCCUCCCAGACCAUUCCCUGAUUGGAUCCUGGGCAUCUUGGAGGCCAGCACAAGGCUUGGCGCAGUGGAUGCCACCGUGGACUAUUUCUGGUCCUGGGCCAAGUGGUACAUGAUCCGGAAGCAUGAGCCAGCGGAGGACCCGCCUCCGCAACCUCCUCCGCAGCAGGCCGGCAGUUGGUCAAUGCUUGGGCUGUACCCAACUUGCUCGCCUUCAAUGUGCCCGGGCCCAGCAAAGGACGCGCACGACAGCGAAUCCGCACCACCUGCGCCCCCAGGCAUGCAAGCUGUCAACUUGCACGAUGAGUCAACUCCUCAGCUCUCGGCCACGCAAGCUAAGCAGUGCAUUCUGAGCUACACGAAGCAGCGCUGCUGCACUGAGAACAACUUAGCUUAUGAGAAUAUGAUGGACAAUGGUUUGACGUGCCUGCUCAUCGAAAUAGUCGUCACCGGAAGCUUCGCCACCGAAAGGCCAGGUUGCGGUGUCAGUUUGGUUUUGUUUCUGGAAGGCGAGCGCUGCCUCGAAGUCCUCGAAAUCCUGCCGCGCUUCCUGAGGAUGGCCGGCGCACUGCUCGUAGUGGGGUUCUACUCAGAGCGCUUUACCUUGGAAGAUAAGCAGGAUAAAGAUGAGAAGCUCCAGAAGGAGCACGGGUUCGCAGAAGAGACGGGAGUUGGGUGCGAGCAUGGUCUGCGCGACAUUCUGUCCUCCAGCGCGAGCCACGGCAAGUGCACAGAGUGCGGCCAUGGCCAAGACUGCUUGCAGCAGGUUUCGGAGGGCUUGCAAGUGGGGUACCGCGUCAUCGACACUGCAAGCCAUUAUGAGAAUGAGCCCGAGGUCGCAGAGGCUGUUCGCCGUGCGGAGCUUGAGCGAGACAAGAUAUAUCUCAUAACCAAGAUCUGGUUUGAUGACAUGGGUGACAGGGCUCCAGAAGCCAUCCAAGAGUCGCUGAGGCGGUUGAACACAGAUUACGUAGAUCUGCUCCUCAUGCAUUUCCCCGGGGCAAAUGAUGUUCUACAAAGCCCAGCUGCAAAUCGCGAGCGUCGAGAAAGGACUUGGCGUGCCAUGGAAGAUGCGAAGUCUCAAGGCAGAGCAAGGUCCAUUGGGGUUGCAAACUUCACCCGCAGGCACUUGAAGGAGUUAUUCGAGUACUGUCGCGAACCCCCUGCUGUGCUUCAAACCGAGAUCCAUCCGUACUUCCAACAAAGCAAGCUGGUGGACUUCUCCAAGCAAAACGGACUUCAAAUCCAGUCAUUCUCGCCUUUGGCACAUGGAGAUCUCAACCUCUUGGAGGAUAAGGUGUUGAAGAGCAUCGCUUCCACACACCAGAAGUCUUCUGCACAGGUGGUGCUCCGAUGGCUGCUCCAGCAAAAUAUCUCACCGAUUGUUUUCAGCCGCUCACGGCAACGCCUUGUCGAGAAUCUGGACACCAACUUCCGGCUGUCAGAUCAGGACAUGGACCGAAUAUCAUUCCUGGAUCGAGACUCUGCAGCGAGGGUUGGAUUUGACCCAAACUUGAUUGCCUGA
Messenger RNA from Symbiodinium natans, 1830 nucleotides. NCBI's taxonomy places the organism in Eukaryota, Dinophyceae, Suessiales, Symbiodiniaceae. The record is from the annotation of a GenBank genome assembly.